Messenger RNA from Medioppia subpectinata, 754 nucleotides. The record is from the annotation of a GenBank genome assembly. NCBI's taxonomy places the organism in Eukaryota, Metazoa, Arthropoda, Arachnida, Sarcoptiformes, Oppiidae.
GCAAUAACUGUACGCUUCCUAACAAAGAGGUAUAUCGGAGAGUAUAAGUCAAAUACAGAUUGGUUUUAUCAGCAAAAAGUAAAAACAGACGACGGAAUGGCAAACGUGGAAAUUCUUGAUAUUUCCAAAGCCUGUGCGGAUAAGGAAAAUAUGGCGACUAAGGAUCAGAUAGAAUGGGCCGAGAAUUUCGUUAUUAUAUACAGCAUUUGUGACCGAAAUAGUUUCAAUUUGGCUCAACAUUAUCUGAGAUACAUAACAGCCAUUCGCGGACCCGUUUAUGUGCCCAUCAUAUUGUUGGCCAACAAACGGGAUCUGGAAGUCGGCCGACAAGUGUCUGUCGAUGAGGGCACCACAUUAGCCCUACAAUUCGGCUCUCAAUUCUAUGAGAUAUCAGCCGCAGACAGCAAUUUGGGUGUUUCGCAAGCGUUUGAAUGGCUUCUUCACGAAUCGCACAGAAUAUCUCACAAAUCAAAUAAUUCGCACCAAAAUCGAAGUCACAAACACAGGAAACUGAGUAUUAUAACCGUUUCGCGAGUGUUCAGCGCUUUCGGCCACGUAUUUGGCAAAAGUCACAACAAUAGCGACGACAACAACAACACCGACAGCACUGCGAGUCUAAUCCGACGUAAGAAUCAAACCAAUUAUGCGUUAAACACGAGGCGAAAGAUUGCAAACGUUAUGAUUCCAGUCGUCAGAAGAUCUGCUAAACCAGUGAUAUCUCUAUAGAAGAUAAUGACAAUAACAAGAAACCAUG